Molecule: messenger RNA, 1153 nt
Organism: Bipolaris sorokiniana ND90Pr
Lineage: Eukaryota; Fungi; Ascomycota; Dothideomycetes; Pleosporales; Pleosporaceae
Exons: 3
Coding region: 256-849 (197 amino acids)
Cellular component (GO): nucleus
Molecular function (GO): DNA binding
Source: RefSeq, a predicted model, not a curated record
ACUUCUCGUGAAGAUAGAAUAAGCCUUGCUAUCGCAUCUUAUCGUAAUAAUCUAAAAUAAUCUAUUCGUGCUCUCGCAAAAGCCUUUGAUAUACCACAAUCUACACUACACACGCGUAUCUAUAGUGUCUAGCCACGAUCAGAGACAGCCUCUGUCAACCGCAAGCUAUCGCCUAUUAAAGAGCAGUCUCUCGUGCAGUGAAUCCUAGACCUUAACCGACGCGGUUUUCCGCCUUAUAUCAUUGACGUGCGACGGAUGGUAGACGCUUUACUCGCCGCGCGUGGCCAAAAUCCACCUCUAGUACCUAUUGGCAAGAAGUGGUUUAAGCUAGUAGAAGAAACGCGCCAGACGUACGGCGUCUUAGACCAGGAUACCUAUAACUUUAACGAGACUGGGUUCGCAAUGGGCGUCGCUAGCACGUCUAAGGUAGUUAUAAGCUCUGAUAGAGUCGGCCGAGUAGCUAUUAUACAGCUAGGUAAUCGCGAGUGGGUUACAGCGAUUAAGUGCAUUAAUGCGUCUGGCUGGUGUCUACUACCAUUAGUUAUCUUAUCUAGUAAGGCUAUUAGUGUCUUAGACAACGGUUGGACGACUAAUCAGCUUGGCGUAGAGUGGGUGAAGCACUAUAAUCAGCAUACAGCAGCUCGUACAGCUGGAGUCUAUCAGCUUCUUAUUCUAGACGGCCAUAGUAGCCACGCUACGCCAGAGUUCGACCAGUACUGCGCUAAGAAUAAGAUCAUUACUCUCUGCAUGCCGCCACACACGUCGCAUCUUCUCCAGCCGCUUAAUGUAAGCUACUUCUCGCCGCUCAAGCGCGCGUACGGACGUGAGAUUAAAGAGCUCACCCGCUAAGGCGUCUACUACAUUAAUAAGAUAGACUUCCUUGCAGCCUAUACGCGGAUCCGGCCGAUAGUAUUCACGCAGCAGAACAUCCAGGCAGGCUUUCGAGCAACAGGACUUGUCCCUCCUUAUCUAGAUCGCGUUCUAUCGUCGCUCACCGUAGCUAGAACACCAUCUCCACCACAGACAACUAUAGAUAAUAACGCCGCAACGCAGCUAGAAACACCGCAUACAGUAGCUCAGCUUCAGCAGCAGGCAAAGCUUCUUCAAGAACGGCUCCAUCGGUAAUCACAAAGCCCAACAAGCCAGCUUCUAC